GUCAUCAGGAAAAGGUGGAGGCCAAGACACAGGAAUGUGGAUCUGAGUCAGCGGCCUGGAGAGGUGGCUGAGGCCAUGGCUGGUGAGAGAGGAAGCCCUGUGGGGUUUGAGUCCUGCGUCCUCACCUGCAUCCUCACCUGCGUCCACCUCCCUUCCUACGGUAGCUUCUGGACUAAAGACACAUCAGUCCUGGCCGAGUCCUCCUCCAGCGAACGGGCGCUGCGCUGAGAAAUUGGAGAAGAAAUGGCAGCUGGAAAAUAGAUGAGAGAAGGUUAAGCCUACAGAUCCCUCUGAUGUAGAAUUUGCUGUUCUACAACCAGGAAAAAGAAAUAAAUGCAGAUGUUGAAUCAUGCCAAAAAUCUUGUCAAGAGAAUGGAUCAUUUCACACAGAACCGAGCUAUGGAUUCUCUUUCUGGUGGCUUAUUUUCUCCAAAGACAUGUGAAUUCCGGACGCAUGCCCACUAAAGAUGUGGACCCAGAAGCCUUCAUGAAUGUGAGCGAAAUCAUCCGACAUAAAGGCUAUCCUUGUCAGGAGUAUGAAGUCACAACAGAAGAUGGAUAUAUCCUUUCGGUCAACAGGAUUCCUCAAGGUUUAAUGCAGUUAAAGGCAGGCCCCAGGCCUGUGGUUUUCCUGCAGCACGGCCUGCUUGGUGAUGCCAGCAACUGGAUUUCCAACCUGCCCAACAACAGCCUGGGCUUCAUCCUGGCCGACGCCGGCUACGACGUGUGGAUGGGCAACAGCCGCGGAAACACCUGGUCCCGGAAACACCAGAGCCUCUCCACCGACCAGGAUGAGUUCUGGGCCUUCAGUUAUGAUGAGAUGGCUAGAUUUGACCUUCCCGCAGUCAUAAACUUUAUUUUGCAGAAAACGGGUCAGGAAAAGAUCUAUUAUGUCGGCUAUUCACAGGGCACCACCAUGGGCUUCAUUGCUUUUUCCACCAUGCCGGAGCUGGCUCAAAAAAUCAAAACGUUUUUUGCAUUGGCACCUAUAGCCACCGUCAAAUAUGCAAAAAGUCCCGGGACCAGAUUCUUGCUGCUGCCGGACAUAAUGCUGACGGGGCUAUUUGGCAAACAAGAGUUUCUCUACCAGACCAGGUUUCUCAGGCAAUACAUCAUCUACCUUUGUGGCCAGGUCAUCAUUGACCAGAUCUGCGGCAACGUCAUGCUCCUUCUGGGAGGGUUUAACUCAAAUAAUAUGAACAUGGUAAUGGUUGGCAUGUCCCAUGUCAACCCUGGAGACUCUGAAGGUCAUAGGAGACUGAGGCUAUCAGUACCACACUUGACACAGAGUCGAGCAAACGUCUACGUCGCUCAUUCUACUGCUGGGACAUCGGUGCAAAACAUUCUGCACUGGAGCCAGGCAGUGAACUCUGGGGAACUCAGAGCAUUUGACUGGGGGAGCGAGAUAAAAAACCUAGAGAAAAGCAAUCAGCCAACUCCUCUAAGGUACCGAGUUCGAGAUAUGACGGUGCCUACAGCAAUGUGGUCAGGGGGCCAGGACUGGCUUUCGAAUCCGGAAGACGUGAAAGCACUGCUGUCUGAGGUGGCCAACCUCGUGUACCAUAAGAGCAUUCCAGAGUGGGCUCACGUGGACUUCAUCUGGGGUCUGGACGCCCCCCAGCAGGUGUACAGUGAGAUCCUAGGUCUGAUGCAGCAGGAAGAGACGGGUCUCGCCCAGGGGACGUGUGGGGCCACGUUGAUCUGAUGGGAUGCAGUGGGCGCCAGCCAGCCUUCAGGAGAAGCUCUCGGAAGGGGGGGGGUGUUUGUAAGGAAAUUUCCCAGAGUCACAGAGAGAGGAAAACAGGGACAUGACUAAACACGCCUUCAGAUCUUUCUACAUUUGGUACUAACAUUGGCAUUUCACUUUUCAGGUAAUAAAGCUAUUCACCUCAUGAA
This is a messenger RNA of Erinaceus europaeus (western European hedgehog), 1896 nucleotides long. It is a transcript of the gene LIPM, whose product is annotated as lipase family member M. Gene Ontology annotation, molecular function: hydrolase activity, acting on ester bonds. Bases 350 to 1705 code for a protein of 451 amino acids. Gene Ontology annotation, biological process: lipid metabolic process. The transcript has 11 exons. Lineage: Eukaryota; Metazoa; Chordata; Mammalia; Eulipotyphla; Erinaceidae. The record is from RefSeq and is a predicted model, not a curated record.